AUGGCUUCAUCACCAGCCCCUUCAGCUUCGGGCGAGCAAUCGCAGCUCCAUGGCCAGAAGCCCCUCGAGCAAAUCACGUUCCGUUUCUGCUCGGAAUGCAGCAACAUGCUCUACCCCAAGGAAGAUGAGGCCGAUCGCAAGCUCAUGUUCACCUGCCGCACUUGCAACUUCUCCGAAGAGGCCACCUCGUCGUGCAUCUUUCGCAAUGUCCUCAACAAUGCCGCUGGCGAGACGGCCGGCGUGACGCAGGACGUUGGCUCUGAUCCUACGGUGGGUGAUUCUUCUGUUGCUUCCCAUCAUGCUAGCUCGUUUGAACAACACCCGAACCCGGACCACUGCGCUUUUGUCUGCUGCCUGACAUGCGGCCGCAUGAUUUCGUGUGAGAUUUGCAAAGACCGUCUCGCCGUUCUCCCCACCGAUGCCCACAAUCCCGACAUUCCCGUACCGCUCCAGAACUUCAUGCGGCUCGAUCAGGGCGACGCCGACAUUUGCGCCUGGCAAGACAACCGCGAGAACCUCGCCGACUUCAUGGCUCGGAGCGAGCAAUAUUUUGGCGACUUGAUGGAGGAGGACGAAGAAGAAGCCAUGGGAUUCGAGCCCGAGAAUAACGCCAUGUCACACUACGUGCUCGCUCAAAGCGCUGCUCUGCCAAGAGAACAGCGCACUUGCCCCUCUUGCAACCAUGGGGAGGCUGUCUUCUUUCAGUCUCAACAGCGAAGCGCUGAAACGGGAAUGAAACUCUUUUAUGUGUGCUGCUAUUGCGGUAAUAUUUACCAAUGA
Molecule: messenger RNA, 780 nt
Organism: Podospora anserina S mat+
Lineage: Eukaryota; Fungi; Ascomycota; Sordariomycetes; Sordariales; Podosporaceae
Exons: 3
Coding region: 1-780 (259 amino acids)
Biological process (GO): DNA-templated transcription; transcription-coupled nucleotide-excision repair; transcription initiation at RNA polymerase II promoter
Cellular component (GO): RNA polymerase II, core complex
Molecular function (GO): DNA-directed RNA polymerase activity; nucleic acid binding; zinc ion binding
Source: RefSeq, a predicted model, not a curated record